AUGUAUCCUCGCACCUCGCAAGAUGGAGGCACUGGGUAUCGCUCGAAUGGACAUGGGUAUGGAGGUGGAGCGGUGAGCGAUGGCUACGACCCCGCUUCGCAGCCGCCGCCGCAGUCGAAGGGACAGUCUGUCGCUGCGCCGGAUCUGAUUAUGCAAGCCUUCAAUCAAGCCCUCCGACCGCACCUCGAUCGCGUUGACCAGCUGGAAGCCGAGAUUGCCGAUCUGCGAGCCUAUGUCGACCAAUUGGAGCAGCAGAGAGGCGAUGUGCACGCAUGGAUUGACAAGAGAGGUUUGCGACCAGACGUCCCCCCCAGCAUCGCCGCGCAAAUGGACGCCGCCUCGCACGCCAACUCCCCCACCCACGCCGCAGCAACACUCAACGCGCAACUCGACCGCAAAAUCACCAUCGUCAACUUCGACCUGCAUAGGCUGCAAGACGACCUGAACGACUCCCUCCCCACCCCCUCCUUCUCAGCCUGCAUGCUGAAAUUCCUGCCCGACAUCCACCGCCUCGCCGCCCUGCCGUCCGGCCCGCGCUACGCCUUCGACCUGCUCCUCAAACUCGGCGGGAACCUGAAUUCCCACGGCGGCCUGGAGAAUGGGGACGAAGAGGACUUGGCGGAGCGGAGGUCGUUUUAUGCGAAACUUGAUGAGGCGAUGGUGGAGGUUGUGAGGGGAAGGUUUAGGGAGGAGGGCGAUGGGUGGGGUGUGCAGAGGGAGAUGAAGCGGAUUGAGAAGACGGGCGCGUAUCUCAGGAACUGGGGCGUGGAGCCUUACUUUCCGCUGACGCUUGACGUGAUGAGGCAGGAGAGUGGUGGGGCGCCGCAGUCGGGUGCCGGAGGGGCGCAGGUGGUGGGUGGCGCGCAGGGACCGGUGGAGGUGUACUAG
Messenger RNA from Neohortaea acidophila, 888 nucleotides. RefSeq lists its product as uncharacterized. The transcript has 2 exons. Lineage: Eukaryota; Fungi; Ascomycota; Dothideomycetes; Mycosphaerellales; Teratosphaeriaceae. The record is from RefSeq and is a predicted model, not a curated record. The coding region runs from base 1 to 888 and encodes 295 amino acids.